This is a messenger RNA of Xiphias gladius (swordfish), 3204 nucleotides long. RefSeq names its product pannexin-1-like. NCBI's taxonomy places the organism in Eukaryota, Metazoa, Chordata, Actinopteri, Istiophoriformes, Xiphiidae. The record is from RefSeq and is a predicted model, not a curated record. The coding region runs from base 498 to 1925 and encodes 475 amino acids. Gene Ontology annotation, biological process: positive regulation of interleukin-1 production; monoatomic cation transport. The transcript has 8 exons. Gene Ontology annotation, molecular function: channel activity.
AAUGAGCUAGUGUCAUUAUAAAAUGAAUUAGCUGUAGUCUCGUCGGAUCCCCGAAAACAACCGGUUUGUGUUAAGUAAAAUCACAGCUUUUAAUUGAAGUCAAACAGUGGUAAGGUCUGUUUAAACUGGCUCUUCCCCUAAGACAAAAUCUGAUCAGCAAUACCACAGAGUUACUCGCAAGCUAACCUAGCUCCAAAUCGAGUGAAUUUUCGGCCUACAAAUAUAAUAAAUAACAGUAGUAACGGAACAAACCUGCUGCUAUACACUACAGAAAUCCAGCUCCGGCUGAACAAAGGAGCCUGGUAAUGUUAUGGGGAGACGGUCACGAGUUGUUUUCGGCCCUGGUUUUAUAAAUAAACGCACAUGUUCCACUACUUUAAACCCGAGAAAUUCCCACAAGCAGGCACAGCUGCUGGGCAUCAAGUGAGGCAAGCGACCGGCAUCGGUCCGGCCACUUCCGUUUAAAUCGGCUCAAUGUCUACAAAGGUCAGUGAUUUAUGUUUGGGGCGAAGGUUACAUCAGGCAAGAUUCACGCUCAAUGGGCCAGUGCAGCUAAGAAUCAAAUGAGGUUAUAUAAACAGACUCACGGUACUAAGGUGAUCAUUUUCAGAAGGUUACAGCAGAGCGGUGAGAUGGCCAUCGCCCACGUGGCUACAGAGUAUGUGUUCAGCGACUUUCUGCUGAAGGAGCCGAACCAGGCUCGAUACCGCAGCGUCCGGACUGAGCUGGCUGUGGACAAGAUGGUGACCUGUGUGGCGGUGGGCCUGCCCCUCCUCCUCAUCUCCCUGGCCUUUGCUCAAGAGGUUUCAGUUGGUACUCAGAUCAGCUGUUUUGCUCCUACUAACUUCUCCUGGAGGCAGGCUGCUUAUGUGGACUCCUACUGCUGGGCAGCCGUACAUACACACACUCUACCUCUGUGGCUUCACAAGUUCUUCCCCUACAUCCUGCUGUUGGUGGCAGUGCUGAUGUACACCCCGGCGUUGUUCUGGAGGUUUUCCGCUGCUCCCCUCCUGCAGUCGGACCUCGGCUUCAUCAUGGAGGAGUUGGACCGGUGUUACAACCGUGCCGUCACUCUGGCCAAACGCAUGGCCACCUCAGGACUGCUCACACCAGACAGCGACCCUACAGAGGGCUGUUUCAAUUACCCGCUGGUGGAGAAGUUUCUGAUGACCAAGCGUUGCUCGCGGGUGAUGCUGUUUUACUACCUGUUGUGUCGCGGCCUGACCCUUGUCACCCUGCUGUGUGCCUGCGUCUACCUGGGUUACUACCUCCGCCUGGCCUCAGUCACGGACGAGUUUGGCUGCACGCUCCGUGUCGGCCUGCUCGCCUCCGACCCCGGCAUCCCCGACAAGGUGCAGUGUAAGCUCAUCGCCGUGGGAGUCUUCUCUUUGCUCAGCCUUGUCAACUUGGUCCUGUUCAUCGCACUGAUUCCCGUGGUGAUCUAUGCCAGUGUCCGCCCCCUCCUCUGCCACGGAUACGCCCGAUUCCUGGAAACCUACCAGUCACUCCCCACAGUGAGCGUCCUGCCCACCCCCGCAGGCCAGUGGGACGAUCUCUCUCUCUAUCUCCUCUUCCUGGAGGAGAACAUCAGCGAGCUGAAGUCCUUCAAAUACAUCAAGGUGUUGGAGUUGUUGAGGCGACGAGGGGAAUGCGCCGGAGAAAACUUCGAUGCCAUGGGUCUGCUGCAAACUCUCUGUCUGGUGAAGAUGGACAGUGUGGAUGGGAAUAAACACGCCGGUGCUGCGGGGAAACAGGAUCCAGUAAAAACUAAUGCGGCUGACUGUACCAGCAGCCCCACAGCCGAAGAUAACGAAAGCAAGAUGGAAACUGAGAUGAAAGAGCUCACUCCCUUGCUGCCAGGAAACAGCAACGCAACAGGCAGCAAAAGCAGCGAGGGAGGGACUCUCCGGCAGCGAGCAAUGUGAUUGGCUGCUGGCACGGCAAUGGAGACCCGGACGAAGGGGUUUCUGGGGGAAGUAACUUCACCACUGUCGACUGGUGCAUCCACAACUCAUGAUCUUCCUGUCCUGACGGAGGGAUAACAGACGGAUGGGAGAACGCAGCAGCAUCAUUGGGGCCAUCUAAGUCCCACCUCAUCUUCUAGACAUUCACAAACUCAAAUGUUUUUAGUCCCUUUCUCUGGAUGAUGUCCUUGUUUGGGAAGUUUGAGAAGCAGAGUUUUUUGCAGAAUAAAAAGGGGAGGAACAGAGCACUGGAUGGUGUAAGACUAGACACUGGAGGGCGUCAGGAGAGUAUAACUCAUGUUGGUACAGAUCUCCAGAACCAUUGGCGUAACUUUACUGUAAGUUCCCCUGUUUGGCAUUCAUACACAGCAUAUCAACAUUUAAUAAAUGGUUUAGGCGCGAUCUUACAUGGAGACUACAUAUCUCCAAUGGCCCGGGAACACUCUGGGUCUCCCAGGAGGAGGAACUGGAAAGCAUUGCUUGGGAGAGGGACCUCUGGACUACCUUGCUUAACCUGCUGCCCCCGCGAACCAACUCUGGAUAGGUGGCAGAAAAUGGAUGGAUGGAUGGAUGGAUGGUUUAUAACACACUACACUGUAGUUGUAUAUAGUUGUAACUUCUUCUAUGAAAACAGGUUUUAUAUUAUUACAACUGUGUUUUACUGUGUUGUCGUUCAUUAUCUUUUCAUUCUCCAGCCUCCAUUUAUGGGUGUCCAUGAGGUCUUAUAUUUGUUCAAAAAUACAUAUCUUAACACUGAUAUCUGUUUACAGAUGCAUGACUUGUUAAAGCCAUUUAUGAAGUGUUUUAUAUCCUGCUUAUAAAUGCUAGAUGGGGGACUUGUAGUAAAGCGUUACCGAAUCUUCCACUUUUGUCAAACUAUUAAGGACUUGUCCACCAUUAUUUCUGAAUUCAUGGUUAAAACACUACGGUGAUAAAAUGCAGAUGAAGAUGCAACUGUUCUGCCCCAUUCUGUCAGGAUGUGAUGCAUAUUUACAUGUUUACAUAGGUUUCAGGGAUGGGUUUUUUUUUUUUUUUUUUUUAAAGGAUUUUUUUGUUUUGACUCACAACCCAUGUAUUGAAUUAUAAUUGCGAGUGAGUUUGUUAUUUCCCUUUCAUAUUCCCUGUUACUUAACAUGUUGAUCACAUACCCGAUAUAUUUACUGUGACUAUUCAAAGUAAAAGCAGCACAGUGAGUGUGCAGUAGAUGUUGUUGCAGUGUAAGAGGUUGCUGCCUAAACCA